Messenger RNA from Anopheles arabiensis, 2381 nucleotides. RefSeq lists its product as uncharacterized. Bases 240 to 1517 code for a protein of 425 amino acids. The record is from RefSeq and is a predicted model, not a curated record. NCBI's taxonomy places the organism in Eukaryota, Metazoa, Arthropoda, Insecta, Diptera, Culicidae. Gene Ontology annotation, molecular function: nucleic acid binding; zinc ion binding. The transcript is spliced from 2 exons.
UGGAGAUUUGACCCCUAAUUAGACCAUAGUGCCGGAUCGGAAUAUGACCAUCACCGCGACAACUGUGCGAUAAUCCGAAUGUCAAAAAUAAAGAUUAUUCGUUUACGGAUCGUUGUACUGACAACACCUUCAGCCUUCUGUUAAUUCUUCUGCCUUCCGAUUUUGUGCCUUUUAUAAGUUCAACGUUUAGUUCAAAUUAGUAAAAUUCGAGGUUUACAUCUCAGAAGUGGGAUUGUGCCAUGCCGUCUAAAGAAGAUAUGUUGUGUGCGCUGGAGAACGCGAAAGUGCCGGUGCCUCCAAUCGCUACGAUUGCUCAAAUCCGCAUGUUGUACGAGGAGCUAUUUCCUAGAAGUCACGUUGUAGCCGAACAAAAGCUUGCGCCCGAAGUAACGCAUGAAAGUAUUGAUACUGGGGAUUUGGCGAUAAAGCAAAUGAAUGACGAGCAAGAAAUUGUCAAGACAGCUAAUUCUGGCGGGUUAGAGACGGAAUUAGAAACACUGCAGAAGGAGCUGCAAGUGCUCGAACUUCGUCAGAAAAUCGCUAUGCUGAAGUCAUCUAACAUCGCUUCGACUUCGCUACCAUCAUCAUCAUCACCACCACCGCUGCCUUUACCUACAGCGCAGCCAGUGCCGCCAUCUUUAACAUCGUCACCACCGCUCCCUUUGCCGCUACCUACAGUGCUGCCAGUGUAUGUACCCAACUUUGAAGACUUCAUAGGAAAAUUUAGUGGUGAAAGAGGAGGAGUAGGGGUGGAGCACUGGUUUCGAGAAUUUGAACAAGUAUGUAGCUUGUACACACUAAACGACCAGCUGAAAUUUUUCUGUAUGCGCCGCCUGCUCACCGACACCGCCGCCAUUUUUGCUAAAACCUCAGGCGCAUGCACCUAUGAGACACUGAAAGCUGACCUUAUUAGUACUUUCACAUCAAAAACUUCACUAGAAGAAGUGUUUAAAAAACUAAGGGCACGACAUCUCUCGCAACAUGAAAGCAUCACAAGGUAUGUGUUGGAAAUGCAGCAAAUAGCGGGCACCGUCAUUCCAGAGGAAGACUUGGUCAAUAUUAUAAUUGACGGAAUUGAUGAUCCUAUUAAUACGUCAUCCAUACGUUUCGCUGCAAAAUCGCUCGAGCACCUUAAAACCCUGCUGAAAAAAUACGAAACUUUUCGUCAAACUCGUGGCGUGACUCCUACACCAGCACCGUUACGCACUAAACCCCCAGCUCCACCCCGCAGCACUGGCCCCUCGCGUCAAUGGGCGCAGAACAACAAUAAUGAACCGGCCAGAUGCUUUAACUGUUCUCAAUUCGGCCAUUAUCAAAGCGCUUGCCCAAUGCCACGCCGCCCCAAGGGAUCCUGUUUUAAAUGCCACCAAAUGGGACAUACACAUCGAGAGUGCCGAAACUUCCAGCCCGUUACGACUGCUGCGGUGCACCAUCUGGGUUCCCAUGGAUUCGAUGAGGAAACUGCGGACCAAAUACUGCUUAGCGAAAUUGAAACGCCGACCCAAACGGAUAAUUAGUGACCGAGGUACCUGCUUCACGUCCAACCAGUUCGAAAAUUUCCUUAGAUCAAAUGAGGUACAGCAUGUACUCAACGCUACUGGUUCACCACAAGCAAACGGACAAGUCGAAAGGGUAAACCGCGUACUUCGACCCAUCCUCAGCAAACUUUCGGACUCUUAUGAUCACGAUGAUUGGAAUUUGCAUUUACUGGAUGCUGAAUAUGCGUUGAAUAAUUCAAAGCACGCCAGUACGAAGUUUUCACCCUCAGUUCUCCUGUUUGGUAUUGAACAACGGGGUCAUUUAAUUGAUGAACUAACGGAGUUUUUAGACGAGCGUCGUGGAAGUACACUAAAUGAUUUAAGCGACAUUCGGGCUGAAGCAUCGGCAAAUAUAAUUAAAUCUCAGCUUACCAAUGAGGCAUAUUUUCGUAAAAAUCAUAAACCAGCAGCUAAAUAUGAAGUUGGAGAUUAUGUAGUAAUGCGGAACAUUGAUAGCAACACUCAGCAGAAUAAGAAGUUGAUUCCUAAAUAUAAAGGUCCGUACAUAGUCCAUAAGGUAUUGCCUAACGAUCGCUAUGUCAUUAGGGACAUUGAGGGCUGUCCAAUAACUCAGAUGCCAUAUGAUGGCAUAUUAGAAUCAAACAAGUUGAAGAAAUGGAGUGAGCCGUAUGAAACCGUUAACGAAAUUUGAAUUACUAAUAUAUUUACACAUAAAUUGAGGUCAAUUUGUUGGUUAGGAUGGCCGAGCUGUAGUACCCUGGAGAUUUGACCCCUAAUUAGACCAUAGUGCCGGAUCGGAAUAUGACCAUCACCGCGACAACUGUGCGAUAAUCCGAAUGUCAAAAAUAAAGAUUAUUCGUUUACGGAUCGUUGUACUGACAA